Molecule: messenger RNA, 3375 nt
Organism: Centropristis striata (black sea bass)
Lineage: Eukaryota; Metazoa; Chordata; Actinopteri; Perciformes; Serranidae
Product: NLR family CARD domain-containing protein 3-like
Exons: 7
Coding region: 137-3082 (981 amino acids)
Molecular function (GO): protein binding
Source: RefSeq, a predicted model, not a curated record
AGUCCUAAGUCCAGAUUUCCCAGAAUGCUUAGAGAGUCAGAGGGAGGAUGAGGAGGUGUUGGACGGUGAGGAUGAAGAGCAGAGGAGGAGCAGCAGAGAGGCAUUUCUGAAGAUCACACUGAUCUUCCUCAGGAGAAUGAAGCAGGAAGAGCUGGCUGACUGUCUGCAUAACAGAACUGUUGUUCCAGUGUGCCGUCGUAACCUUCAGUCUAACCACCAGAAGAAGUUCCAGUGUGUGUUUGAGGGGAUCUCUAAAGCAGGAAACCCAACCCUUCUGAAUCAGAUCUACACAGAGCUCUACAUCACAGAGGGAGGGACUGCAGAGGUCAAUGAUGAACAUGAGGUCAGACAGAUUGAAACAACAUCCAGGAAACCAGACAGACUAGAAACAACUAUCAGACAAGAAGACAUCUUUAAAGCCUCACCUGGAAGAGAUGAACCAAUCAGAACAGUGCUGACAAAGGGAGUGGCUGGUAUUGGGAAAACAGUCUUAACUCAGAAGUUCACUCUGGACUGGGCUGAAGACAAAACCAACCAGGACAUCCACUUCACAUUUCCAUUCACUUUCAGAGAGCUGAAUGUGCUGAAAGAGAAAAAGUUCAGCUUGGUGGAACUUGUUCAUCGCUUCUUUCCUGAUAUCAAAGAAGCAGGGAUCUGCAGGUUUGGAGAGUUCCACGUUGUGUUGAUCUUUGACGGUCUGGAUGAGUGUCGACUUCCUCUGGACUUCCACAACACUGAGAUCCUGACUGAUGUCACAGAGUCCACCUCAGUGGAUGUGCUGCUGACAAACCUCAUCAGGGGGAAUCUGCUUCCCUCUGCUCGCCUCUGGAUAACCACACGACCUGCAGCAGCCAAUCAGAUCCCUCCUGGCUAUGUUGACAUGGUGACAGAGGUCAGAGGGUUCACUGACCCUCAGAAGGAGGAGUACUUCAGGAAGAGAUUCAGAGAUGAGGAGCAGGCCGGCAGAAUCAUCUCCCACAUCAAGACCUCACGAAGCCUCCACAUCAUGUGCCACAUCCCAGUCUUCUGCUGGAUCUCUGCUACAGUUCUGGAUCUGAUGGAAACCAAAGAGGGAGGAGAGCUGCCCAAGACCCUGACUGAGAUGUACAUCCACUUCCUGGUGGUUCAGUCCAAAGUGAAGAGCAUCAAGUACGACGGAGGAGCUGAGAUAGAUCCACACUGGAGUCCAGAGAGCAGGAAGAUGAUUGAGUCUCUGGGAAAACUGGCUUUUGAUCAGCUGCAGAAAGGAAACCUGAUCUUCUAUGACUCAGACCUGACAGAUUGUGCCAUCGAUAUCACAGCAGCCUCAGUGUACUCAGGAGUGUUCACACAGGUCUUUAGAGAGGAGAGAGGACUGUACCAGAACAGGGUCUUCUGCUUCGUCCAUCUGAGUGUUCAGGAGUUUCUGGCUGCUCUUCAUGUUCAUCUGACCUUCAUCAAGUCUGGACUCAAUCUGAUGGCAGAAGAACAAACAACCGCCCGACAGCCAAAAUUCUUCAGAGAGAAACCUAAACUAAAACAUCUCUACCAGAGUGCUGUGGACAAGGCCUUACAGAGUCCAAAUGGACACCUGGACUUGUUCCUCCGCUUCCUCCUGGGUCUUUCUCUGGAGACCAAUCAGUCUCUCCUCACAGGUCUGCUGACACAGACAGGAAGUAGGUCAAAGACCAAUCAGAAAACAGUCAAGUACAUCAAGAAGAAGAUCAGUGAGGGUCUGUCUGCAGAGAGAAGCAUCAACCUGUUCCACUGUCUGAAUGAACUGAAUGAUCGUUCUCUAGUGGUGGAAAUCCAACAGUCUCUGAGAUCAGGAAGUCUCUCCACAGAUAAACUGUCUCCUGCUCAGUGGUCAGCUCUAGUCUUCAUCUUACUGUCAUCAGAAACAGAUCUGGACUUGUUUGACCUGAAGAAAUACUCUGCUUCAGAGAAGGCUCUUCUGAGGCUGCUGCCAGUGGUCAAAGCCUCCAACAAAGCUCUGUUGAGUGGCUGUAACCUCUCAGAGGAAAGCUGUGAAGCUCUGUCCUCAGUCCUCAGCUCCCAGUCCUCUAGUCUGAGAGACCUGGACCUGAGUAACAACAACCUGGAGGAUUCAGGAGUGGAGCAGCUGUCUGUUGGACUGAAGAGUCCAAACUGUACACUGGAAACACUCAGGGUAACAGGCUGUAACCUCUCAGGGAGAAGCUGUGAAGCUCUGUCCUCAGUCCUCAGCUCCCAGUCCUCUAGUCUGAGAGACCUGGACCUGAGUAACAACGACCUGGAGGAUUCAGGAGUGAAGCAGCUGACUGUUGGACUGAAGAGUCCAUUAUGUGAACUGAAAACUCUCAGUCUAUCGGGCUGUCUGAUCUCAGAGGAAGGCUGUUCUUCUCUGGCCUCAGCUCUGAGCUCCAACCCCUCCCAUCUGAGAGAGUUGGACCUGAGCUACAAUCAUCCAGGAGACUCAGGAGUGAACCAGCUGUCUGCUCUACGAGAGGAUCCACAUUACAGACUGGAGACUCUCAGGGUGGACCAUGGUGGAGAGAAGUGGUUAACACCGGGUCCGUGGAGGUAUUUCUGUCAACUCACACUGGACACAAACACAGUAAACAGAGAGCUCGAACUGUCUGAGAACAACAGGAAGGUGACAUGUGUUGAAGAGGAUCAGUCAUAUCCUGAUCAUCCAGAGAGAUUUGACUACUGGCUUCAGCUGCUGUGUAGAGAUGGUCUGACUGGUCGCUGUUACUGGGAGGUCGAGAGGAGAGGAAGAGUUAAUGUAGCAGUGAGUUACAGAGGAAUCAGACGGAAAGGAGGCAGUAAGGACUGUUUGUUUGGAUCUAAUGAUCAGUCCUGGAGUCUGAGGUGCUCUGAUGAUGGUUACGAUGUCUGGCACAAUGACAUUAAAACACGCCUCUCCUCCUCCUCCUCCUCCUCCUCCUCCUCUGGUAGAAUAGGAGUGUAUGUGGACUGUCCUGCUGGCUCUCUGUCCUUCUACAGAGUCUCCUCUGACUCUCUGAUCCACCUCCACACCUUCAACACCACAUUCACUGAACCUCUUUAUCCUGGGUUUGGGUUCUCCCCUGGUUCCUCAGUGUCUCUGUGUCCUCUGUAGGACAGAGACAACUUCCUGUCCUGUGGUUUAAAUGUUGGACAUGGCUUCACUUUGGCUAAUGAAUAAUUCACUGAUUGUUCCUUUAAUAUCAGACAUUUUAUUGUCCAGGAAAAUGUUGAAACGAUCUCCUGAACUUGUUGUGUACAAACUGUGUUGAACAUUUGUUUUUAUGAAUCUAUUUCAGUUUUUAAGACACUGAAUGUUAAAACUGUGUGUUUGAGAUGUCUGACCUGCUGGUGAACUCUGAGUUGGACUUUGAGUUGGACAUUUUUAGAUAAAGGAGUUUGGGUCUG